Molecule: messenger RNA, 6863 nt
Organism: Pygocentrus nattereri (red-bellied piranha)
Lineage: Eukaryota; Metazoa; Chordata; Actinopteri; Characiformes; Serrasalmidae
Gene: ly75
Product: lymphocyte antigen 75
Molecular function (GO): signaling receptor activity
Source: RefSeq, a predicted model, not a curated record
GUUCAGGAGCUGCAAGUCAUUGUGAGGGGAAUGCUCGAGGUGUCCGGCUGAGUGACGGGCGUUAUUGCUGUAACGUUAAAUAUUCUGGUAGUUUGAGAAGACGAAUGACUUAAGCCAGACUUAUUUUGUUUUGAAGUCAUGGAUUGGAUUGAAAAGACUGUGUUCCUGCACGUUGUUGUGCCUGCUUUUGGGAGACAACCACUGUUCACCUUAGGAAGUUAUGCGUCGACGAUAGUCACUGGCGAUGACACUUUUACCAUCCAGCAUGAGGGCACAGGCAAGUGUUUCCAGGCCCAGCAGAACUCUCUAAUGCUAGGGGACUGUUCGACAGAGCUGGCCCACUUGUGGAAGUGGGGCUCAGGCCACCGGCUCUUCCACACGGGUUUGUCUGCUUGUUUGGCCAUGGAUGUUCCCAAAACGCUGUCCCUUACCAGCUGUUCUGCACAGCCCAUGAUGGAAUGGCACUGCUUUGAGGGAUACAUUUACACUGUCUAUCAGAUGAAGCUGAGCGCCUCUGCCAACGGCACUGUAUCUACCAAAAGAGACUCAUCAGAUACCUGGAUCAGGGGAGGAACAUCUGAAAACAUCUGCCAGCAGCCGUAUCGGGUGAUUCACACCAGUGGUGGUAACUCUAGUGGAGCGCCCUGCACAUACCCCUUCUUGUACAACAACACAAGGCACCACACUUGUCUCCCUAGCGACGACGCUCAUCCUCUAGACUGGUGUUCCACGUUAGAUAACUAUGACCAGGAUCAGAAAUGGGGAAACUGUCUUAAGUAUGAGGAGGGCUGUGGUGCCUUAUGGAACAUCUCUAUGAAUGGUCGUUGUUACCAGGUGGUCUCCACGGCAAUGGUUACCUGGCACGAGGCGAGGGAUGCUUGUCGUAGUCAGGGCGGAGAUUUGCUCAGUGUUUCCAGCCCAGAGGAACUGCGUAUCUUUAAAGCAGGAACUGAUCUACCAGAGAAGAUGUGGAUUGGUUUGAACGAUCUGGACUGGAUGCAGGGGUGGCAGUGGUCAGAUGGAUCACCCUUUGCAUAUGCCCCAUGGGAUGCAGAUUCCCUUUCAGAUAUGUCCAUCUUGCUAGCAUCGGACUGUGGUGUGAUGCACUCUAAAAUGCGCUUCAGCAGUGAAAUAUGCGAGUUGAAGCUGCCAUAUAUCUGUCAGAAGACUGAGAACAACACACAGACUGAGGUUGCAGGUAAAGUGGUGUACACAUCCACCGAGUGUGACAGUGGCUGGAUCCCAUGGCAGGGUUUUUGCUAUAAGCUUUAUGGAACCCAGAGAGAGAUGAAGAAGGCUUACGCAGCUGCCCAGCAGGUGUGUGUGCAGAACGGAGCUCAGUUGGCCAGCUUCCACAGCCUGGAGGAUAUCGAGAUGCUCAACACUCAGUUUAAUGAGACGUUGAAUGUGUGGAUAGGACUAAAGGCCAUUCACAACACAGAUCUCUUUAAGUGGGAGGAUGGAACAGAAGUGUCGUUUACGUACUGGGGACGAAUGCAGCCACCACUGCUGAACCUCAUCACUGACAGCUGUGUGGCUUCCUUAGAAACGGACCAUGGGUGGUUUGUAGUACCUUGCAACACAUCGAGGCCCUUCCUGUGCAAGAAGAAUGGCACAGUGAACGAGAGUGCACCAGAGGAGGGCUGCCCACAAGAUGGGGGCUGGAGGAGGCAUGGAAAUGCAUGUUAUAAAAUCGACACUCAGGAGGUAUCCUACAAGAACAGCUGUAAACUUAGCAUAAACAGCAGAUUUGAGCAGAGCUUCAUUAAUAGUCUCCUGAAGGAUCAUAUCAGCAAGAAACCACUGUACUUUUGGACUGGACUGCAGGACUCUAAAGGCACUAGAGAAUAUCAGUGGUUCAGUUCAACUGGACAAGGAGACAAAGUUACUUUUACCAAUUGGAGAUGGAAUGAACCAGCUCUUGUAGGAGGAUGUGCAGUGUUAUCCACAGCAAGCCCGGUGGGUCAGUGGUCUGUGAAGAACUGCACUGUGUUUAAAGCUGGUAGUAUUUGUAAGCGACUUGUUACUGCUGGAGCACCUGCACCAACGGCAGCUGAGCCGGAUCUCAAUGCCACCUGUCCCCCAGGAUGGGUCUCUGCAGAGGGAAUCGGAUAUUGCUACAAGGUCUUCCACGAGGAGCGGCUGAGUCGUAAGCGCUCAUGGGAAGAGGCUGAACGGUUUUGUGAAGCUCUGGGAGCUCACCUGCCAAGCUUUACAGAUAUGAAGGAGAUGCAAACCCUGCAGAACAUCAUAAGAGACUCCAUUAGUGAUGAUAGGUUUUUCUGGGUUGGAUUAAAUCGCCGAAGUCCGAACUAUGAUAACAGCUGGGAAUGGAGUGAUGGACGGCCUGUGUCAGUGAUGAUCUUUCCCCAAGAGUUUCAUGGAGAUGAUGAUUAUAACAGAGACUGUGCUGCCUUUAAGUCACUGAAAGGAAACGCCUUCCCUUUUUUCCUUUGGCUACAUUAUGUUCCUCCACGCCCAUUUUACUCCAGUGCCUUUCAUUGUGACGCUAAGCUAGAAUGGGUGUGUCAGAUCCCUAGAGGUCAAACCCCAAAAAAGCCUGAGUGGUAUAAUCCAGAUGGACACCAUGAGACCUCAGUAUUCAUCGAUGGUCAGGAGUUCUGGUUUGUGACCCAGCCACAGCUGUCCUAUGAGGAAGCCAGUAUCUAUUGCAGCAGCAAUCGGAGCAAACUAGCCACUCCUCUGACCAUCAACGCUGCCAGACAUCUGCAGGAGCACCUCUUUAAACAUGCAGAUUCAAAAAUAGUGAACUGGUGGAUGGAUCUUCGUCAACCAGGUCCUCUUGUUCCUCUAAGGUUGCACUUUUAUCGCUCUGCGUUCUUAGGCAGAUGUACCUCCAUCAGUCCAGACUCGUUCAUGCCAGAUUACCGGGUAAGCUGUGGCAACAAACAGCCCUUUGUGUGUGAGGCACUGAAUGUCACAUCUGCAGAAACUGGAACACAAGUCCCUCACCCACCUGGCAAAUCAUGUGAAGAAGGAACCCUGGCCUUCAGAGACAAGUGUUACACAGUGAUAAAACCUCAAUUGUGGAGUUUUAAAAAAGCCAAUGAGAUAUGUAUGUCUUUGAGGGGCAAUCUCCUGUCGAUCAGAGACCAAGCUGAGCAAGACUUUGUCACUACACUCAUACCGGGACAGCCACCAAAGCUCUGGAUUGGUCUGAAGCUGAGGCUUCAUGAUACUCAGUGGAUUGACAAGUCACCCAUCACAUACCUCAACUUUAAUCCCCUGCUCCAUGGCCAGCAGCGACCCGUGUUCAUCAAUACCUUUGAGCAGGAUGGAUUGGAGCUGUGUGCCUUUAUGCUUAAUGAUGCCCACUCAGACUUGCUGGGCACUUGGGACUACACGUCCUGCACUGACGAGCAGAGUGUCACCAUCUGCCAGCACUAUGCAGAUAAGCAAGAGACCCCUGUGGUGUCUGAGAAAGAGUUCCAAGUCAACAAUCACACAUUUAAGCUGUUUUUAAAGGAUAACGUGACCUGGUUGGAGGCUUGGGAGUUGUGUAAGACCAAUAGCAUGGACCUAGCUAGCGUGGCUAAUGCGUACCUACAGGCUGUGCUUACUGUAAAUGUCAGCAAAUUUGGACAUCCCCUCUGGAUUGGACUGUAUAGCGAAGAUGAGACACAUUACCGCUGGACAGAUCACAGCCAUACUGCGUUCAGUCGCUGGGGCCCAGAGGUCACUGCAGGCCGUUGUGUGUACUUGGACACUGACGGCUUCUGGAAGGCCACAGAAUGCGGGGAGAAGCUCAGAGGAGCUAUCUGCCACAUCCCACAAGAUGAACACAUCCCACCUUCUCACGAUGCAAAUAAAUGUCCACACACAAACAAUGGAGCCAACUGGAUCCCAUUUCAAAACAACUGCUACACGUUCCUGCUGCAGUCUGCAAGAUGGCAGGAGCAUGACAAGAACAACAAUCAGCAGACGUGCAAGGCUCUUGUUGGAAUGGGAGAUAUUCUGACGAUUCGAAAUGAGGAAGAGAAUGAAUUCAUAAAGACGCAGCUCCAGCCUUUCAGAAAUUUGGCCAAGUUUGUGUGGCUGGGGAUGUACAAAGACCAGAGCAGUCAUCAGCUGAAAUGGUAUGAUGACACCAAAGUUCAGUACUCCAACUGGAAAUAUGGAAGACCAAAUGUCUCAGAGCCUUUCAUGGCUGGACUGGAUCUGAGCGGAAAGUGGGAGCUGAUUCAGAGCGUGUCGAUCUUUACACCAUUUAAGCAGAGAGCCAUUGUGGUGUGCAAGAUUGAACGAGAUUCCAAAGAUGAGUUUCGAAAGAGCCCAACUGAUGUGAAGGCUCCACUGGGCUACAGUUUUCGUUUGGUUGCCAAGAAACUGAACUGGUAUCAGGCCCUGGAGGAAUGCAGUAGUGAUGGUGGCCAUCUUGUGAGCAUACAUAAUGAGACGGCCAAUGUGAACAUGGCCCUGAUUGCCAGACGAGAUGGAUUUCCUCUUUGGAUCGGCCUUUCCAAGCAAGAUUUCAGCGAUUGGCCCUAUGAGUGGUCAGAUGGGACACCUUUACAGUUCCAUCCCCAAGGGUUUGAGAUUGCAGGUUCUAAAUCUGAGGAGAAAUGUGUGUAUAUAGACAAUAAAGGAAGCUGGUCAACAGUAAACUGCAAAGCUGAGCUGGAGGGAGCCAUUUGUUACAACAGUAACGGUAAGGCAAAUGUGCAUUCAUACACGCAGAUGUCUGCUCAGUCCAGCAAUGACUGUCCUAAGAGUGAUAGGCACGCUGCAUGGAUCCAGUUUGAAAACCACUGUUAUGCUAUCGACAUGACCCACUACAACUACUCUGUCUACACCAUGGUGGCUGCCAAGGGCAUCUGUGAGAAACUGAAUCCUGCCUCUCAGCUUUUGACCAUUAAAAGUAAGGAGGAGAAUGAUUUUGUCUCACGUCAUGUUGCUGAAAAUCCCCUCGUCACCAGUCGCGUAUGGCUGGGUCUCAACACAGCUGAAGCUGCUGGAUGGAUGGAUGGUAGUGCACUGGGCUUCUCUAAUUGGGGACACUCUAAGCCUCAGUCCGGUUGUGCAUGUUUGGUGUCGAUUAAUGGAACAUGGAGCAGCGCCAGCUGCACUAAAGCCGCUGCCAGCGUCGUCUGCAAAAUGGAUGCCAAUCACAGCGGUGCUCCUGUGGCCUUGGCUUUUUUCAUCAUCGUGCUCCUGUGCCUCGUGGCAGUGGUGGUCUUCAUCGUUUAUAAGAGAAACAAGCACCGCUUCUUCACUGUGCGCUACCACAGGAACUUUGAUGAAGCAGACAGCACCAGUAUCAUUUCUGAGACUGAGUGAAUGUUGCACUGCAAGCAGCUGGCAAACAAAAGCAACAGCAGCAGGAUUCUGUACCUUUCGAUAUAAGCACUAAUAUGAUAAACAAGAACAUCCAAACAUAAGUGUUCUAACAAAAGGAGUCAAUUAAUUAUCUCAGUAUCUGCUCAGUAUGACACAGUUUACGGGUUUUUGAUUUCUAAUUAAUAUUCUGAAGGAUGCCAGUGGUUUUUGAGAUAUGCCUAAACUCGGUGGUGUUAUUUUUAUUUAAAUUGUCUUAAUGUUUUGGGGUUUUUUGUUUGUUUUAAUGAGAGGACUUCCAAAAUGUUGAUUGUGCUGCAGUAUUUAUGGUAUUUGUGUUGUUUUGGGUAUACUGAAGCAGCGCUGGGUUUUUUCUUUAGGCCCAACAGGGUUUCUCUUUUGCUUCUUUCAAAAUAGGAAUGAUUUGUUGGUUGUUGUUUUUUUUUCUUUUUCCAAACGCCAAACUGGGAAACAACAAAUUUCUUUUGAGACUUAGGUUUUUGUUGAUUUCCAUCUAAAUAUCUAAUUACGUUCUUUAUUUGAUUUGAAUAUUCAUUUGUCAAAUACUAAAUUCAUGCACUUUCUGCAUUACACAUUUUCAAACUAAUGUGCAGCCUACUCAAACAGAUACUUACUGUUUUUGCUGGAUCUGUCUUUGUCACUGUUUACUGUUUCCUUGGUUCAUAACUCUUAACAAGAAUGGAUUUUUUUUUGGUUGUUUGGUUUGUUUUGUUUUGUUUUGUUUUUGGCAGAUUGUAAAAUUUAUACUUAACUGCUCUUCUGAACCAAACGAUUCAUUACAUUAGACAAACCUUUUACUGCUUAUAUACAUACUCCAUAAGUGCCUAGGUCCCACUUCACUAUGUGCAUCUGAAGUGCCAUUAAUUAUCUAAACAGCACAACAUACAUAACCACAUGUCCACAUGGUACUCUGCAGAAAUAUUAUACAGUCACAUUGUUACAUACCACCCCAACAUUCAACUACAGGUUGCUAUAAAUAAUCUAUAACACCUCUUACAUCAUUAUUUACAGUACACUGAAUGUCUCAUUGCUAUACAUCAUAAGAUAAAUGUCUGGAAUGCUUAAUGUAAAGUGGGAUCUAACAGAGUUAAUGUGAGCUGAGGAGACUUGCGCUGAAAAUUAAGUUUACCUCUGAUAUUCUAUGCACUCAAACUACUGAUAUGUAAAGCACUUUAUAGAGAUGUUUUUGCUUUUGAACUGUUUAAGCACACUGGGAGGGUGUUUUAUGUUUUUGAGAAAAUAUGCAACUUAAAAGGCACUCCAACAGCACAGCGCUGGGUGCUGUGUGUGUAAUUUUUGUAAAUAUCUUUUAUGCUUUCAUGCUGUUGUGAUUUUCCUUUUAGAUGGAUUUUUAGAUAUAUAAACCAAAGAGACUCCUCAAAUAGUUUGAUAGUAAACUAUUCAGAUUUACCUUUCCCCUGAUGAAAAAAAAAAAAGUAACCCAACAGAAUAUCUUUGUCUUUGGUUUAACUUUGUAUGGAUCCAGGUUGUUUCUCCAAGAAGACACUGACCACCACUCAAUAAAAUGCUGUCACCAUGAUGUGAAA